AUGGAGCCCACCAAAGUCCAGUCAGAGGGUGGCCUCAAUGUCACCCUUACCAUCCGCCUCCUAAUGCAUGGAAAAGAGGUUGGAAGCAUAAUUGGAAAGAAAGGGGAAACUGUUAAAAAGAUGCGAGAAGAGAGCGGAGCACGAAUCAAUAUUUCUGAGGGCAACUGUCCAGAGAGGAUUGUCACCAUCACUGGACCAACAGACACCAUCUUCAAGGCUUUUGCUAUGAUUGCCUACAAAUUUGAGGAGGACAUAAUCAAUUCCAUGAGCAACAGCCCAGCCACGAGCAAGCCCCCAGUCACCUUAAGGCUCGUAGUACCAGCCAGCCAGUGUGGCUCCCUCAUAGGAAAAGGAGGCUCAAAAAUCAAAGAAAUGAGAGAGUCCACAGGCGCCCAGGUCCAGGUGGCAGGGGACAUGCUGCCCAACUCCACAGAACGUGCAGUGACAAUCUCUGGGACCCCAGAAGCCAUCAUCCAGUGUGUCAAACAAAUCUGUGUGGUCAUGCUGGAGUCUCCACCAAAAGGUGCCACCAUCCCUUAUCGCCCGAAGCCCGCCUCCACCCCGGUCAUUUUUUCUGGUGGCCAGGCCUACACAAUUCAGGGACAAUACGCCAUACCGCACCCGGAUCAGUUGACCAAGCUCCACCAGUUGGCUAUGCAGCAAACCCCCUUUACCCCUCUCGGACAGACCACCCCUGCUUUCCCUGGACACAAAGUAACAUUAUAUAUUCAGAUUUCCUGUCUUAUCCCAUUGCUCCCCAAUCCAGGUUUGGAUGCCAGUCCACCAGCCAGCACCCAUGAACUCACCAUUCCCAAUGAUCUAAUAGGCUGCAUUAUUGGACGCCAGGGAACCAAAAUAAAUGAGAUUCGACAGAUGUCUGGGGCGCAGAUCAAAAUCGCCAACGCCAUGGAGGGCUCGUCAGAGCGCCAGAUCACCAUCACAGGGACCCCUGCUAACAUCAGCCUGGCCCAGUAUCUCAUCAAUGCCAGGCUGACGUCUGAAGUCACUGGAAUGGGCACACUCUAA
This is a messenger RNA of Chelmon rostratus (copperband butterflyfish), 1026 nucleotides long. RefSeq names its product poly(rC) binding protein 3 (gene pcbp3). The transcript is spliced from 13 exons. Gene Ontology annotation, molecular function: mRNA binding. NCBI's taxonomy places the organism in Eukaryota, Metazoa, Chordata, Actinopteri, Chaetodontiformes, Chaetodontidae. Bases 1 to 1026 code for a protein of 341 amino acids. Gene Ontology annotation, biological process: regulation of gene expression; regulation of RNA metabolic process. Gene Ontology annotation, cellular component: cytoplasm; nucleus. The record is from RefSeq and is a predicted model, not a curated record.